This is a messenger RNA of Musca domestica (house fly), 1746 nucleotides long. RefSeq lists its product as uncharacterized. The coding region runs from base 135 to 1337 and encodes 400 amino acids. The record is from RefSeq and is a predicted model, not a curated record. The transcript has a single exon. Lineage: Eukaryota; Metazoa; Arthropoda; Insecta; Diptera; Muscidae.
AUUCGCAACACAUCGUUACGGAACAAAAAAAUCGAAAUUUUCAAUAUUUUUCUCCCGCAACGGUUUUUGAGGAAAACGUGCGUUUUGAAAUUUUUAACAAAAAAAUUUUGAAAAAAAAAAAUAAAUUCCCAAAAAUGUUAAAGUGGACGGCCUCGGCAACAAAAAUGCCCCAGGAUACUCCUGUAGCACAGCGGCGAACACCACGUUCCACAGAUGCCAAACGCCGCCGGAGACGGGCCACCAUUGCCAAUAAGGAAAAUAUACCCAUUUUGACCUCAACACCCAUGGUCGCCAGGAAUUCGAGAAAUAGUCCCUUGGUCUUGACCCCCUUGGCGGAUAUUUUAAAUGUAACACCUGAGGCAAUCGCCAGCCCCAGUGGAACACCCGAGCGUAGAAGGGUUGCCAGUGAAACGGUGUCGAUUACACGGAAUCGCAAUCAGCGAAGGCAUUCAACUUUGGGUCUGACCCUGCCGGCGGCGGAGGUACCCAAAUAUGCCACCACUUUGCCUAAAUUCGAGGAGGAGUAUUCACCCAAUGCCAUGUUCACGGGCCAGCAGUUGGCCUUGAGGGGUCUGCUGCCAGAUCCUUUUAUGGUAAAUCGUCGCUACUUCACCACACCCCAGGUAAUGGAACAGGAGGUGAAACAAAUUUCCUCCUCCUCCUCCUCCUCAGCCUCAGCCUCAUCCUUGCCCCAAAAACGCAAACUGGAAUUGGAUUUUUUGGCCAUUGCCCAGGAACAGGAGCAGCAGGAAAAUAUAUCCAGUGCCCCCAAGGAGGACCUGAAAAAUAAUACCGGCAUUUUGUCCAAUCGCAUGGGUGACCAGACCUUGGAUAAUUUAAUUGAUGCCAUUUUGGAUUCGGCCCGCAAGGAGGAAAAGAAAAAGAAGCCACGCAAGUCGACCUUUAAUUUGAGAAGGAGGACCCUGCUGAAGAACCAAGUGGAUACAGUGAAUGAUUUGAUCCUAUCCCCCUCCUAUGCGGCUGGUGAUGAUCCCUGUAGUGAUUUGAGUUUUUUGGGUGGCGAAACCAAGACCUUUGUGCGUCCCAGUACUCCUCAACCUGGCUCACCCAUUGUGGGGCCCCAGACGCCCAUACCAGCCACACCGCAAGCGGGUGUAAACUACACGCCCGCCGAGUUACUACAGCUGCCCACACCCAUGGCACCAAUCCAAAAACACCAAGACUCCUUCAAUUUGGCCACCCCGCCAGCGGCAAGGCCCAAUCUUAAACGUCGCUCCAAUUCCAAAUCCUGUCAAUCGUCAAGUGCCAAGAAAUACAAAGUGGACUCGAGGAACUAUUUUGAGGUUGGCCUGGCUCUGCCAUCCAUAUAUGUCUAAGAGAGAGAAAGAGAGAGUGCGGGAAAGGGGAGAAAAAGAGAGAAAUACCAAAAAUGCCUAACCAAAACCAAAAAACUACCAACGAAUUUAGACCAAAAAAGUCGCCCAAUUUUAUCCCAUUUUUUUUUUGUUAAAACUUCUUUCUGUUGUUGUUGACAAACGAGGGGAAUUGCUCUCAUAUUACGCUUAUAGUUUUUAAGUAUCUUAAUUUUAAAAUUAAUUUUUUUUUAAUAUUUUAUUUAUAAUUUUAGUUUUUAAGUAUUUGUUUUUUUUGCUGAGAAAAAAUUGACGCUUAUUUUUUUCUGGUCGGUGAAAAAAUUCCGCUGUUAUGUAGUUCGUUGAUACGUGUUUUUUCUAAUUUAAGUUUUCUAUUUUCUCUUCUGUUUCAAUUAUUUUUUAAGACAAAAAU